UGCCCUCGGAGCCCCCCUGCCCGGCCGUGCCUCUGGAGCUGCAGACCCUGUGUCCCCGGGAGGCCGACUCUGGCCCCACAGCCAGGCCUAUCUCAGCAUGGCCCUUGUUGGAGAGCGAGCCCUGGGUCCUAGGCAUCUGUGUUGGCUCUGCUGUCGUGUGGCUCCUGGGUGCCCAUCUGCGCCCGUGCCUCUGCUCUGGGCUUCAGUGGAGCCGUGCCACUUGGGAGGCUCCGAGGUCCUGACGUCGCCCUGGGGCGUGGCCAGCUCCCUGGCCUGCCCCCUGCACAGUGAGUCCUUGUCUCUGCUCUGGGCCAGGAGAGGCGGCCACCCAUGAUGAGCUCUGCAGCCUUCCCGAGGUGGCCGAGCAUGGGGUCCCCUCGUACCCCUGCGAGGACAGUGCUCUUUGAGCGGGAGAGGACGGGCCUGACCUACCGCGUGCCCUCGCUGCUCCCCGUGCCCCCCGGGCCCACCCUGCUGGCCUUUGUGGAGCAGCGGCUCAGCCCCGAUGAUGCCCACGCCCACCGCCUGGUGCUGAGGAGGGGCACACUGGCCCGGGGCUCUGUGCAGUGGGGUGCCCUGCACGUGCUGGGGACGGCGGCCCUGGCGGAGCACCGGUCCAUGAACCCCUGCCCCGUGCACGACGCUGCGACAGGCACCGUCUUCCUCUUCUUCAUUGCGGUGCUGGGUCACACGCCCGAGGCCGUGCAGAUCGCCACAGGCAGGAACGCCGCACGACUCUGCUAUGUGACCAGCCAUGACGCAGGCCUCACGUGGGGCAGCGCCCGGGACCUCACCGAGGAGGCCAUCGGCAGUGCUGUGCAGGAUUGGGCCACGUUUGCGGUGGGCCCGGGCCAUGGCGUGCAGCUGCCUUCUGGCCGCCUGCUGGUGCCCGCCUACACCUACCGCGUGGACCGCCGAGAGUGUUUUGGCAAGAUCUGCCGGACCAGCCCCCACUCCUUCGCCUUCUACAGCGAUGACCACGGCCGCACCUGGCGCUGCGGAGGCCUCGUGCCCAACCUGCGCUCAGGCGAGUGCCAGCUGGCGGCAGUGGAUGGGGGGCAGGCCGGCAGCUUCCUCUACUGCAACGCCCGGAGCCCCCUGGGCAGCCGCGUGCAGGCGCUCAGCACCGACGAGGGCACCUCCUUCCUGCCCGCAGUGCGCGUGACCACCCUGCCUGAGACUGCCUGGGGCUGCCAGGGCAGCAUCGUGGGCUUCCUAGCCCCCACUCCCAGCAGGCCACGGGAUGGCGGAUGGUCAGUGGGCCCUGGGAGUGACCCCCACCCUCCACGCCUCCGUCCUGGAGUCCUUGAACCCCCCGAAGAGGCUGCUGAAGACCCCCGUGGAGGCCAGGUGCCUGGAGGGCUCUUCAGCCAUCCGCAGCCUCAGGGGGACGGCCCCAGGCCUGGGGUCAGCGGAGAUGUGGGGUCCUGGACCCUGGCGCCCCCAGCGCCCUCUGCCACCACGCCCCAGAGCCCCACAUGGCUGCUGUACUCCCACCCCGUGGGCCGCAAGGCUCGCCUGCACAUGGGCAUCCGCCUGAGCCGGUCCCCACUGGACCCGAACAGCUGGACGGAGCCCUGGGUGAUUUACGAGGGUCCCAGUGGCUACUCUGACCUGGCAUCCAUUGGGCUGGCCCCUGGCGGGGCCCUGGUCUUUGCCUGCCUUUUUGAGAGCGGGGCCAGGACCUCCUAUGAGCAGAUUUCCUUCUGCACAUUCUCCCUACACGACGUCCUAGAGAACGUGCCUGCUGGCCCCCAGCUGCCCACCCUGGGAGACAAGCCUUGGGGGCACUGCUGGCCCUCCUGACAGGCCUCCAGGACAUGCCCAUGCCCCUUGGGUGCCCGGGGAGGAGGGGUGGAAUAUGCUGGGGUGCCCCAGGAUGGAUGUGGGGGGUCCUGGGGAGGACCCUGUGGGUGAGGAACAAGUUGCUCCUCAGAGCUCUCAGGCAGGGGCUGCUCUUUAGGAAGGGGAACAGGGGCUGGGGGUGAGCAGGGCGGGGUGGGGGCAGGCACUGGGCCCUGGGCGACACCCCACAGCUCCCUCCGAGGCUGCCAGGGCCAUGGUGGAACCUCAGGUGUCCCAGGGUGUGGCUGUUGGUCCAAAGUACUUGCUUCCUUGUUGCCUUCUGGCCAGAAAUAAACGGAUUGUGCUUGUG
Molecule: messenger RNA, 2155 nt
Organism: Saimiri boliviensis boliviensis (Bolivian squirrel monkey)
Lineage: Eukaryota; Metazoa; Chordata; Mammalia; Primates; Cebidae
Gene: NEU4
Product: neuraminidase 4
Biological process (GO): oligosaccharide catabolic process; ganglioside catabolic process
Cellular component (GO): cytoplasm; membrane; intracellular membrane-bounded organelle
Molecular function (GO): exo-alpha-sialidase activity
Source: RefSeq, a predicted model, not a curated record